Corylus avellana is the source of this 2541-nucleotide messenger RNA. It is a transcript of the gene ORC3, whose product is annotated as origin recognition complex subunit 3. Lineage: Eukaryota; Viridiplantae; Streptophyta; Magnoliopsida; Fagales; Betulaceae. Gene Ontology annotation, molecular function: DNA replication origin binding. Gene Ontology annotation, biological process: DNA replication; DNA replication initiation. The record is from RefSeq and is a predicted model, not a curated record. Gene Ontology annotation, cellular component: DNA replication preinitiation complex; nuclear origin of replication recognition complex; nuclear pre-replicative complex.
AGAUAACCCUAGGCUAGCGAGAGAGAGAACUGGCUGUCACGAAAUGGCGCUCGCUUCUGCUGCUACGGAUUCACCGAUUCAAACUACAUCCGAGACCAAUGACAAUAAUCUCCAGACAUUCUUCGUCCUUCACAAAGCAUCAUCCCGAAAAUCCGAGAAAAGAUCAACUGGAACUGGGAAAACCCGAAGGCGAAUCGAUUUAUCUCCAUCAUCACCUAAGAAGACCGAUAAAUCGGAGGCAGAGAGAGCUGAAGAGUGGGAUGAGCGCCGCUACGAGCACUUGCGUAUGGAAGCUUUUGAGCUUGUUUGGUCUAGAAUCGACUUGACCAUCAAGGAUGUUUUGAGGGGUAUCAAUACUAAUGUAUUGAACGAGAUACAUAGCUGGGUCUGUGAGUCCUUCAAUGCUAUUAAAUCAUUUGGAACACUUGGUUUCGCCGAAGCAACUAGGUCUUUUCCAAUUGUGGCCGCUGCUACCUGUAAACGACUGUUCACUGGGCUAAUUCUGACCAAGAAUAUGGAGUUUGUUGAUGAUCUACUGACAUUUGAAGAGCUUGGCCUUUCUUUGAGAUCUCAUGGAUGCCAUGUGGCUAACCUUUCAUCCAUGGACUUCUCAGCCAAGAAUGGGAUUGGUGGUUGCCUUAGAGGUUUUUUGAGACAGUUCUUAACAACUACGUUGGAUGCAGCUGACAUAUCCAUCUUAGCAUCAUGGUACAGAGAACAAGACAACCACGAUUCUCCAGUGGUUGUGAUUAUAGAUGAUAUGGAACGAUGUUGUGGGUCUGUCUUAUCUGACUUCAUCCUUAUGUUGAGCGAAUGGGUUCUAAAAAUUCCAAUAAUUAUUUUAAUGGGAGUUUCCACAACACUGGAUGCUCCAAGAAACAUCCUUCCUUCAAAUGUGCUCCAGCGCUUGUGCCCUUCUAAGUUCAUAUUAGGAUCCCCAGCUGAGAGAAUGGAUGCUGUUGUUGAGGCAGUCCUUGUGAAGCAGUGUUCUGGGUUUAGUGUUGGUCACAGGGCGGCUGUUUUCUUGAGAAACUACUUCCUAAACCAGGAUGGAACAUUAACAUCUUUUAUUAGAGCUUUGAAGAUAGCAUGUGCCCAGCACUUCUCCAUGGAGCCUCUGAGCUUCAUACUUGGUGACCUGCUUGUUGAAGAAAAGCAAAAGGGUGAGAAAAUUUGUUUACUACCAGAGGUAAUAUUGAAGCAUGCUUCUCAGCUUCCAUCUUAUGUGAGGAAUCAAAUGGCUGAUCAGACUGCUAAAAGUUUGGUUCAUGGUUUCUCAGAAUUGAAGAGAUUGCAGAAGUGCUGGAGCAUUGUGGUCUUGUGCCUCUAUGAAGCAGGGAAGUGUAAUAAAAUCCGGCUGCUAGACUUAUUAUGCGAGGCGCUUGAUCCAGAUUUGUACAUCUCAAGGGCUUCCAAUAAUCAUGUGGAGCUAGAUAAAGAUUCUGGAUUAGGUAUGGCUAGUGAUCGUUGUAAGCGUCGAAAGUAUUCUACCUUUCAAAAGGGUGGCAUUAUCUCUCAGAUAGUACGCAAAGUGAGGGAUCUUCCUGCAGUGAUGCUCUAUCAGUUGUUAAAGAGUUGGGAAAACAUUACUGUGGACAUUCUUGAGAUCCAUGAAAAAUUGAAGGAGUUGCAGUCUGUGUUGAGAUUUGAAGAUGGCAAGUUGAAACAAAAUGUUGAUGACAUAUCCAAGAGACAUUCAUCUUGGAGCCCUUUAAAUAUUGAGAAGGACUCAAAAGCAAUAAAUGAGAAAGCUGCCACAUUACUAGAUUGCUUGGUCAGGGAUUAUUUGAGGCCUAUGGAGUGCAUACCUUUGCAUGAAAUUGUGUGCUUUAAGAAUGUUGAGAAACUUCAAUUGGCUUUAAUUGGAGACCCAAGAAGAAGGAUCCAAGUUGAUCUUCUGGAGUUUUACAAAAUUCUGCAGUGUAGUUGCUGCAGCAAGAGUGGAAAUGUCCUUUUGCCAUCUAUGCACGAUACCUCAGUUAUGUACACUCUAGCUCAGGAACAUGGUGAUCUUAUCAAUCUGCAUGACUGGUUCCAAUCUUUCAAAACAGUUGUUCUUCAACCUAGUACAAAAGGCAAACACAAGUCGAAACAGUCCCCACUAUCAAAGAAAAGGAAGCAUAAAUACGAAUCUGAAAACAAGAGUGAAGCUUCAAUUCAAGCAAGGUUUUGCAGGGCAGUUACAGAGCUGCAGAUUACGGGGCUCCUUCGGAUGCCUAGCAGAAGACGUCCUGAUUGUGUGCAGAGAGUGGCCUUUGGUCUCUAACUAGUGGAGCUAUUGAAGAAGCUUAGUCGGCAUUGCUUCGAUCUAUUUUAUGCGAAGUUAGUUUUUAUUUUAUUUUUGUGCAGUUGUACUCAAAGGUAGUCUUAUUUUACAUUUACCAAUCUAACCAAUAUAUUUCAUCAAAUAUCAAAAAGAUUGUUCCAGAAGCACUUGGGAUCCUAAGAGCUGUAUAAAAGCUUAUGUACACACAAUUAAGAUUGUAUUUAAACUAUGUAAGAUACUUAAAAUUGUAACAUAUUACUAUGCUUUACAGUUGA